UGGAGGACUAGCUGGGAGGACUGGCUGCCCAGUGCUGCCCAGUGGCGGAGCUGAGAUUGCGGACAGUGCGAUCAGAUUCCCACCGAUGGAUCCCGCGGCCAUGUCGAGGGGCAGAAGCGGCGGCGGCCUGAGGGCCCCGAGCGGCGGCUCCAGGGCCUCCCAGACCCCGAGUCCCGCCAACUCCCGGCGCCGGAGGCAACCGCCGCGACCGGCCGACUACAAGCUGCAGGUCAUCAUCAUCGGCAGCCGCGGCGUCGGCAAGACCAGCCUCAUGGAGCGCUUCACGGACGACACGUUCAGCGAGGCCUGCAAGUCCACGGUCGGUGUUGAUUUUAAAAUCAAAACAGUAGAGCUAAGAGGAAAGAAAAUUAGAUUACAAAUCUGGGAUACUGCAGGGCAGGAGAGAUUCAACAGCAUUACUUCAGCUUACUACAGGAGUGCCAAGGGAAUCGUCCUGGUCUACGAUAUCACCAAACAAGAAACAUUUGAAGAUGUCCCCAAGUGGAUGAAAAUGAUCGACAAGUAUGCGUCAGAAGAUGCAGAGCUUCUGUUAGUGGGAAAUAAACUGGACUGUGAAACCGACCGAGCUGUCUCUCGUCAGAAAGGGGAAAAGUUUGCUAUGCAGAUAGCUGGCAUGCGUUUCUGUGAAGCCAGUGCGAAGGACAACUAUAACGUGAAUGAGAUAUUUUUGAAGCUUGUGGAUGACAUCUUAAAUAAGAUGCCGGAUAUCCACAGACACGAACUAUCAAACAGUAUCCUGUCCUUGCAGCCGGAGCCUGAGAUCCCACCAGAGCUCCCGCCUCCUCGACCCAACCUGCGCUGUUGCUGACCAGCCAGCGUGCUGCGCUGGCCUGUGUGGGGGUUUGUACACUGCUGCACUACAAUCAGCCGACCGUCGGCGUUGCACUUUGUAGAAACGAUCAAACAAAGGAGUUCAGACCAGCUUUGUAUACGUGUGAGAUUUUAAAAUGGUUUCCGACCGAAUCACCAACCGUUGCUCGGGAAUAACUGCACACGUUUUAUUUUUAAAUAUCCUUUUCUGAUCUCCAUCUCUGAACUCUCUCUUUGGUAGCAAAGUGGUAUUUUCUACUCCAGUACUGUAUUUAUUGUUAACUCGCAGUACCGUUUGGUGGUGUGGAUCUCAUAACUUUUUAAAGGGAAAAGAAUCGAACAAGAAAUCUCAGUGCUCACUGGCAGGUAAAUAGGCCAACUGGGGUUUGGGAGGGAGGGAGAGGGGUGCGGGGACGUGGGGCGUCUGAAAAUUAGUGCAGCAAUGCGAUUGUCAGGAAUGUCAUCGAGCAGAUAUCUUGGGCAUUGUUUUCCACAAAUGGGUAAAUAUGGGUUUGUACGAUUUUAUUUUCCCCCUUCCCCUCACCCCCAGUAUAAUGGUGCAUUAUUUUGAAGUCCCAGUGAUUAUCUCAACCUUGUUACUCAGCCUAAAUUGUGCGAGUAUAGGAUUAGCUACAAACUGAGGGGAAAACUGAGACGUCUGAAAAGUCCAACUAGUGUAAGAAUACACUCUCGAUGUUUUUGUUUUAUUCCUCCGAAGGAUUUGGCCGUGAGGGUUAGAAACUUUGAGUAAUGGGGCAUUGUUGCGGCUAAUGUAACGGGACUGGGCUCUUUCUUCCUCGCUUGUUUUUGAAUGCUAGCUUGUUCGUGAAGCUCUUCGGUGAUAAUUCCGCACACCUUGGAAAGCUCCCGGGAAAAUGAGGGCAGUCUCAAAACGUCCAUCAGCUGGGUUUAGUCCCAAGCCCUCGCACGUAUGUUGCUGUGGCUGCUGAAGUUGCUCAUCCUUUGCAUUUUGGUCAGGAGGGAGCAGGAGGAAUAUAACCAUGGAAUUUUGAGAACUGAAAGACAACACUGAAUGUCCAGCAUCAGUUGGGAAUAUGUAUGGGUCAGAGCUGUCAGAGGAGCCCUAAUACGCAGGAUUCAGAGCACACAAACUUAAGCUGCAUUAAUUGUCCAUACAUCGUGCUGGUAAGCAUCUUUAUCAGCCACCCAGUAUAGAAAGGGUAAAUUUCAAUGCAACUUUUUUUUUAACGACAGUACUUUAAAAUGAUAACGCUGUUAGAGGAAAAAACAAAUCCCAUUUCUGCUUCAGUAAUUUUUGAAAAUGGAAUGCAUUUUUUUUGGAGGUGCGGAGAAGGAAAUGGAUUAAGAUGCAUUUCAAGUGGUAUUUUAUCAAUGGUGCCUUGUAAGAUAGAUAAAACAGUUGUUACGAUGGGGCUACAGCCGUUACAGAUCACGUUGUGAUGGGAACGUGCGGUGGGCAUUUGGACAGUGAGCUGCUCUCACUUGGAGCACUGGGUUGAGUUUCAGAUGCGGGUUGAUUUACAGCAAUGAUGACUCCACCACAACCCUGUCAGCCUUGUCCCAGAACCUGAGCAGAGAGGAAUAUACGGAUACUGUAGAAAUCUAUGAAAUAAGAGUAUCUGAUCACGUGUUUAUAUUAAUGAUAAAGGAAGUAAUUUUGAUAAGUUAAAAGAACAUUGUGUGUUCGGAAACCCUCACGAUGGGCCAUACAUUCAGUGUGUCUCUGGACAACUUUUUUUAUUUCAGACAGUGAGGGAAGGCAUUGUGUGUAUAGAGUGAAGAGCUUUAGAUCGCAAAACCCAUUAAUGCAUGUGACGUUAUUUAAAACGUGGGGUGGGUCACUGCCAGUGUAACUGAAUUUUUUUGGGGUAGUUUUAAAUGUUAAGCAUAUUAUGUAAAGAGAAGUGUAUUAAAAGUAUACAUAAACUAUAUAUCCAUAAUCACUGGGCUGUGCUUUUUGAUCGAAAGUUUUAAAAUGUAAUGUUAUAAAUGAUUCAAUACAGAUAAAUAUUUACUCCUGACCAGGUGGAAAGCUCCCUGACUGACGAGAGUAUUUUUUGACAUAGUAAUUUUUCAAAAAAAUAAAUAAAUAAAUGUCAGUAUCUGUCAAAACUGACAACCGAAUGGAUGGAGAAAUGAGAUUCAAAGAUAUGCCAGAGUGUAAUAAAAUAGCAUCUUCCUGUUCCCAUGUUACAAAAUAUACACAAGAGUCAAGAAUUUCA
Molecule: messenger RNA, 3035 nt
Organism: Callorhinchus milii (elephant shark)
Lineage: Eukaryota; Metazoa; Chordata; Chondrichthyes; Chimaeriformes; Callorhinchidae
Gene: rab12
Product: RAB12, member RAS oncogene family
Exons: 6
Coding region: 86-829 (247 amino acids)
Biological process (GO): protein secretion; cellular response to insulin stimulus; regulation of exocytosis
Cellular component (GO): plasma membrane; synaptic vesicle; trans-Golgi network transport vesicle
Molecular function (GO): GTPase activity; GTP binding
Source: RefSeq, a predicted model, not a curated record